GCCAUUUUCACCGUUGAAUAACCACCGCACGCCGUUUGCUGUGUGUUGUGUUUUGAGAGAGAAGAGCUACGAGAGAAAGGGAAGAAGCAAGCUCUCCUCCUGGAUUUGUUUUUCUUUUUUUUACCGGAGCGCUGUCCUUCCUUUCUCACUCUUGCUGUUUGUGAGUGGGGGAGGCCCGGGGUGGACACACACAAUGGGGCGAGGAGCCUGUGGCUGCUGGGCCGUUGUGCUGCUGCUGAGAGGGGGAGGGGGUAGAGCGAAGGAGACCGGCACACACAGCUAACUCAGCCAGCCGGCUCCAGUCAGGCCUCCACAGGCAUAAUCUUACCCCGAUCCCUUGUCCCUUUUCUGUUGUUUUUCAUUUUUUUUUUCAUUUUCAAGGAAUACCCAUCACUUAAACCUGGAUUAAUCAUGUGUGGAUUAUUGUGGAUGGAUUUUGUGAAACGGAACUAGAUUGGAACCUUAAACAGAACCGAUCUCUCUUCCUGUGUGUGUGGGAAAAGGAGAGAAAGGGAGCCAAACUUCUCCUGUUUUUUUGUUGUUUUUUUUUGCUUUGUGUUGAGGGAAGCUUCUAGAUGGAUUACAAGAUGCAUGCCAAGUCUAACGAUCUGCUGGAUUUUCAGACUCUGGAUGCUCUUUUGGAAAAAAUGGCACAUUAUUCUUCUGUCUCUGUGAAAAGAGAGGCUAGUGAGGAGUGCAAUGGAAUCAGCGGUGCUCUCUCAGUGGAGUCGUCCGCGCCGCCGUCGAGACUGAACAACUGGUGUCCCGCGGCCACCGCCGCCCCUACCCCAACCCUUACCCCUGCUCCGGCCCCUGUGCCCGCGCCCCCAGUCACCUCCACAAGAAUGGGGGACGGCCUGGAUGCAACCACAGUGCAGAUGUCUUCGUCAGGCAGCAGUAGCAGUAGCCAGGGGGGGCAGCCCCAGCCCUCCACCUACGUACCCACCGUGCCAGAGUUUAACCCACCGCCCCCGGAGUACAUCAACCCGUCGCAGCCCAAGCGGCAGACCAACCAGCUGCAGUACCUGCUCAAGGCGGUGCUGAAGACCCUGUGGAAGCACCACUUCUCCUGGCCCUUCCAGGCACCUGUCGACGCCGUCAAACUCAACCUGCCGGACUACUACAAGAUUAUUAAAGUUCCUAUGGAUAUGGGAACAAUCAAGAAGCGACUUGAGAACAGCUACUACUGGAACGCCCAAGAAUGUAUUCAAGACUUCAACACCAUGUUCACCAACUGCUACAUUUACAACAAGCCUGGAGAUGACAUAGUGUUAAUGGCUGAGCAGCUGGAGAAGAUGUUUCUGCAGAAGAUUACUGAGAUGCCCCAGGACGAGACGGAGAUUGCUGUCAUGACCGGCAAGGGUCGAGGCCGGGGCCGACGGGAAGGAGGUCUGAACUUGAAGCCAGGCCCGACUAUGGAUUCUCCGUCCACCACCCCCCAGACACGGGGCUUCUCCAGCCACUCCCCAGGCCCCCAGACCAGAGGACCACCAGUGCAGCAACAGACCCAGGAACAGGGGCCUCCAUCUCUACCUCCUCAGCCCCUCAUGCAGGCCCUGCCCUCCCGUGUGCCCCCAACGCUACCUGUCCACACCCAUGCCCACGCGCCACAGCUCGGGGCCCCCUACUCACUGGGCCCGUCGGACCUGCCACUCCAGGCCCCUCCUAAGCUCCCUAUCAUGACCACCGUGCCUCCUCCCCCCACCCAGACCACCCUGCCCCCCACGUCCAUUCAGAGCACCGCCCCCAUACUGCAGAACCCUGUGCCCAUGGCCAAACAGAGAAAGAGCCAGAAAAGGAAAGCCGACACGACCACCCCCACGGCCAACGACCAGCUGAGCGAGUCUUCUCCGGCUGAGUCCAAGUCGGGCAAGACGCUGCCGCGGCGAGAAAGCGCCAGGCCCACCAAGCUUCUCAAGAAGGAGGCUCCGGACUCCCAGCACCACCUGGGCCUCGGGAUAGGUCUCGGUCUCGGGGGACCCGUAGGACCAGGGGUAGGGGCUCAUAGCCCCAAGCAGCAGGAGCAGCUACGGUACUGCUCCAGCUUGGUCCGAGACAUGUUACAUAAGAAGCACGCUGCCUACGCCUGGCCCUUCUACAAGCCAGUCGACGUGGACAUGCUGGGGCUGCAUGACUACCACGACAUCAUCAAACACCCCAUGGACCUCGCCACCGUCAAGGUGAAGCUGGACAACCGGCAGUACAGAGACGCCCAGGAGUUUGCUGCCGACGUGCGGUUAAUGUUCUCCAACUGCUACAAGUACAACCCGCCCGACCACGAGGUGGUGGCGAUGGCACGCAAACUACAGGACGUGUUUGAGAUGCGCUUUGCCAAGAUGCCAGACGAGCCCGAGGAGACGCUGGCUUCGGCUCCUGCCCCCGCGCUGCUCCAGUCCUCUGCCCCCAUCAUCAAGUCCCAGCCGCCGCCCAUCCUAAACCCCUCCUCCUCCAUUCUAGGUCCUGCCUCCUCGGUCAAACACCCCGCUUCCUCCUCGGACAGCUCCAGUGAUUCGUCAUCGGAGUCGGAAUCGUCCACGAACGACUUGGAGGAGGAGAGAGCCCAGAGACUGGCCGAGCUACAGGAACAGCUCAAAGCUGUCCAUGAGCAGCUGGCGGCCCUCUCGCAGCCACAGGCCAGCAAACCAAAGAGGAAAGAGAAGGAGAAGAAGAAGGACAAGCACAAAAGGAAAGGAGCGGUGGAGGAGAUCCCGGAGCCGGCCAUUCAGUUCCCCAAGAAGACCAAGAACAACAACAACAACAGCAGCAGCAGCAGCAACAACAACAACAAGGAGCUCCUGCCCAAGAAGACUAAGAAACCCAGUAAGAAGGAGGGAGGUGCGGUGAAGAACAACCGCUCCUCAGCCCUGGGCCCUCAGGCAGCGCAGCAGCCCCCAGCUCUGCAGCCCGUAUCUGGCUUGGGGGAGGGCCUGGAGGAGGACCCGGCUGCAGCCGGAGCCCCCGGGGAGAAGGGUAAGCCCAUGUCGUACGAGGAGAAGAGGCAGCUGAGUCUGGACAUCAACAAGCUGCCCGGCGACAAGCUGGGACGUGUGGUCCACAUCAUCCAGUCCAGAGAGCCCUCGCUGAAGAACUCCAACCCCGACGAGAUCGAGAUCGACUUUGAGACGCUCAAGCCGUCCACGCUGAGAGAGCUGGAGAGAUACGUGUCGUCGUGCCUCCGCAAGAACAAGAAGAAGGUUCCUGUGGCAGAGAAGACCAUGGAGGCCAUGACGGCCGCCAAGACCAAGGCCAGCUCCUCCUCUGACUCGGACAGCAGCGACUCCAGCUCCUCAGACAGUGAUGAGGAGAAGGGAGUGGCUCCUAAACAGAAACAGAAAAAAGGCCACGGGACCAACGAAGGGAAGAAGCCCCAUCUCCACCAUGCCAUGUCUGGAGCUGGUCCGGUCCCCCAGGGCCACCCUCACGCCCAGGCUCCUGUCCUGCAGCCCAGCAUCCACCUGAAGCAACAGCAACAUAACCCCUCCCCCGCCACCUACAUGGCCCCUCCUCCCCCGGUAACGGUCACGGCGUUGGAGUCCUCCCAGCUGCUGGAGAACACGUUUGAUUCGCUGCCCCACUUCGGCCAGCAGCCCCUCAUGCACCUGUCCCAGCACCACCACUCCUCGUCGCCUGCCGUGCCCCCCCACCUCAACGCUCAUUCCGCAGCAGGGCCCGUGUCCCCGGAGACGCACCCAUUUCUCAACCAGCACCCCAUCCUCCCCAACCCUAACCCAGCUUUGCACAACGCCUUGCCCCAGCAGCCGUCUCGACCCAGCCACAGGGCAGCAGCUCUACCUCCCAAACCCCCCCAGCAGCAGCAACCAGCGCCCCAGCCAACCCUACAACAACAACAACAACAACAACAGCAACAGCAACAACAACAACUUCAGCCACAAGCCCCUCCACCCCAGCACCACCUCCCGCCCCACAUCCUCCACCCCACCCCCCCUCAGUCCCUGCAGCAGCGGCCCUUGUCCCCCCCCACCCUCACCCCUCAGGGCCUGCUGUCCUCCCAGCCCCCCCAGAUGCUCCUGGAGGACGAUGAGGAGGUAAUUCCACCCUUACCUCAGAUGCAUCUCUACCUGCAGCAGGGACAGAGCCAGGGACAGAGCCAGGGAAGGCCUGGCCAGCAACCACACAAUCCCCAGCAGAUUAUGCAGUCUCUCCAGGUUCGCCAACAACAGAACCAGGCUCCCCUCCUGCAGUCUGUACAGGUCCAGACCGCCUCUCUUCAGCCCCCCAGCUCUCAGUCCAGCCUCCCCAGCCCCAAUCCAAGCCCAUCCCCCCCUCGCGCCAGAUUCUACCCCCGCACCAAGUAGCCCGCCACCUGCAGCAGCAUGCCCAGAUGGGUUACCCCUCCCAGGGGCCGGUGGCACAGCAGACGGGUCACUCAGACAGGCAGGCCGCUGCAGGGCAACACAAGGGGUCAAUGCAGGCCUCCGCCAAAGCACAGCACAUC
Oncorhynchus keta (chum salmon) is the source of this 4456-nucleotide messenger RNA. RefSeq names its product bromodomain-containing protein 4. Gene Ontology annotation, biological process: positive regulation of transcription elongation by RNA polymerase II; chromatin remodeling. NCBI's taxonomy places the organism in Eukaryota, Metazoa, Chordata, Actinopteri, Salmoniformes, Salmonidae. Gene Ontology annotation, cellular component: chromatin; nucleus. The record is from RefSeq and is a predicted model, not a curated record. The coding region runs from base 576 to 4316 and encodes 1246 amino acids. The transcript is spliced from 15 exons.